Syngnathoides biaculeatus (alligator pipefish) is the source of this 2763-nucleotide messenger RNA. It is a transcript of the gene scamp2l, whose product is annotated as secretory carrier membrane protein 2, like. The coding region runs from base 446 to 1444 and encodes 332 amino acids. Lineage: Eukaryota; Metazoa; Chordata; Actinopteri; Syngnathiformes; Syngnathidae. The record is from RefSeq and is a predicted model, not a curated record. Gene Ontology annotation, biological process: protein transport. The transcript has 9 exons. Gene Ontology annotation, cellular component: trans-Golgi network membrane; recycling endosome membrane.
CUCCACACAAGCGGAGCCGGGAUUUGAACGCCAGUCUUCAGAACUGUGAGGCCAACGCUCUAGCCAGUUUCUCCAGCGUGCCGCAUAUCAUAAACGUUCAUAACUUCGAUUUUAACACAUUGACAACAAAUUAAGUGUUGAAAUAAUGAAAUGCAUAUAAACCGCUUCAUGACACCAACGAGGAUUGGAAACGUGCACUCAUUAAACCUUUACACUUGUUUUUUGGGUUUUUUUUUUAACACUCACAAUCACGUUAAAGACGUUGUGGCACUUUUUUUUCGUUUUAAUAUAUAUUAAACAUCCUUGCACACCUCCGAAAUGACACUAUCGUGACGCGUGCACCUGGUGAGCGACGCAUGCGCAGAAGGCCCCAGGAGCAGUCGCUGCUGAGCUGGUGAGGCGAGGUGCGUUGUUUAUUCAGAAAGGGGGGGGUAAACACGCUACGAUGUCAGGAUUUGACAGCAACCCUUUCGCUGACCCCGUGGACCUAAAUCCCUUUCAGGAUGCCUCAAUCACCCAGGCCACUCAAGGAGGCGUUAAUGGUAUUCGGGAAUACAACCCGUUUUCUACAACGGAAUUGAAAGACCGCAGUGACACGACCAUCCCCAUCUCAGCAGUUUCCUCUCAACCCGCCAUACUCCAAACUUCUGUGGAGCAGAGUUCUCAGCAGGCAUCUGCUGCGGCUGCUGCCGGUCAAGCUAGUCUGAUCAAGCAGCAAGAGGAGCUGGAGAGGAAAGCAGCAGAGUUGGAGAGGAAGGAGCAGGAACUUCAGAACAGAACAACCCAAAACGCCGGCGCAGUCAACGAGAACAACUGGCCUCCCCUGCCCAAGUUCUUUCCUGUGAAGCCAUGCUUUUACCAGGACUUUGAGGCAGACAUCCCGGAGGAAUACCAAAGGAUCUGCAAAAGAAUGUACUACUUGUGGAUGUUCCACAGCGCCACCCUGUUCCUCAAUGUGCUGGCCUGCCUGGCCUACUUCACCGUGGACUCUCAAUAUGGCGUAGACUUUGGUCUGUCCAUCCUUUGGUUGAUGCUCUUCACCCCCGUGUCCUUCAUCUGCUGGUACAGACCUGUAUAUAAAGCCUUCAGGUCAGACAGUUCCUUCAGCUUCUUUUUCUUCUUCUUUGUGUUUUUCUUCCAAGUGGCUGUGUACAUCAUCCAGACUGUGGGGAUCCCCAAAUGGGGCAACAGUGGCUGGAUUACGUCCAUCAGCAUGAUCAACACAAACUUGGCUGUAGCUGUUGUCAUGAUGGUGGUGGCCGGCUUUUUCACUGUCAACGCGGUCCUGGCUGUAUUCCUGCUGAAAAUGGUCCAUUCUAAGUACAGACGUACAGGAGCCAGCUUCACCAAAGCUCAGCAGGAGUUCUCCAGCAACGUCCUGACCAACAGAACCUUUCAGUCUGCUGCUACAACAGCUGCUCAGGGAGCCUUUGGAAGAAACUAACGCAUUUGACCGUGCUCUUAAUUCAUUUUCUGUUACACUAGUCAUAUCCGCAGUGCACAUUUUAUAAUAACUGGGCAUAAAGAAAACAAUUAACUUGACCACAAACAUGGUUGUGGUUUGUGUUAAACGUGUGAUAUCCAGGUUGCAUGGUCACAUAGUGUAUAUAAUAGUGUAGGUGUCAAGCUGUCAGUCUUAUCUGGUGUAGGACUUGCAUGCGGUUUGAAAUGCACUCUACAGACAGUUCACUCGUGCAACAUGAACCUGGAAUCACAGAGUUUUGUGGACACUUUGCUAAAAAAGCUGAAUUGGACAAGGAUGCAGGGCAAAUUCCAUCAUAUUAUAUCACCACAAAUAAAGCAAUUUCAAGUUCGCCAAUGCCAUAGUGCUCUUAGAGCGCUACUUUUGAGAUUUAGAUCCUGUCAAGUUUUUUUUUUUUAAUGUACGUCACGUUUUUAAAGAAGGAAUACAGAAACAUGAAACUGUUCAUUCUGGCCAUCAGCCUUGAAUAAAAAAAAAAAAAAAAAACGUUAACAGCUAGAAAUGUUGUGGUCUGAACGUGAAAACCGAUGGCUGAGGUCAGCUCGUUUCAUAGUCUCCACAUGCACAGCCUGGCAAACACUGCAUCUCUAGAUGAAGGUCACUCUAGAUGAAGGUCACUCUUGACUGCGGCCCUGUUUUCUCAUGUAUACUUAUGAUAAAUCAUGAAGGAGUUUCUUUGCUUACUGGCUCAAACGAAGAUAGAAAAGUAACCCUUUGCCAAGCUAAGGUUAAGUUAUAUCUUGAGCAAGCGUAUUUCAUGCAUAUUGGUUUAAGAAUUCCACAGCUUCAGAGCCUCAAAGGAUGUGGGGUGGUUUUAUUUAUUCACUGUUGCUGAGACAAUGUAGACAGACCAAAAAGUCGAUUAAUGAGCAAAAGAACACUUGUGAAGAACUUUGUCUAUUUUUUAGACGCUGUUAGUUGUAUUACAUAUUGCACCGAUCUGAAACUCAAAAAUAAUGAUAGUCAAUUCAGUCUAAUUUUUAUUUGCUUGUCUGUUAACAUUUUUUUUCUUUUCAGCAUAGUUUUUGGAUGUUUUUUCCACUUAUUAAUUUUAUCUAUUUACAUUCCUUAGUCUGUCGCCUGCUUCGCCGGUUUAGCCUAACAUCUUCCAACUUCCUCUUCUGUUUUUUAUUUCCGUCACCUUUACAAAUGUAGACUCUUUGAGUGUUGCAAUUGCUAUAUCUUUGAAAUGUUCGAAUCCGGUUUGAAGACUAGAAAUGUAAUGGAUGCCCAAAAAUGAUUAUGCUUUUCCUUCGAGUGGACAAGUGAAAAUUGUUGUC